GAACACACGACUGUCCGCCCGUUCAUCCGUCCGCUGGUUUUUGUUUUUUUUUUUUUUUCAAAACGUGUUGGCGUUCUUCUUCAUCAACGUACCUAUGAAAAUUCAUCUAAAAAGUUCAAAAUGAAAGCGUUCUCAACGAUAAAUUCAAUCAGAACAGCCGAGAAUCUACCCGGAAUGGAAUCGGGGGGAAACGUAUGAAAUAUCAGGCAUACAACAACGAAGUGCACACAUUUGCUACAAGGACUAACGAUAACGAUAGCAAAUAACUGGUUUUUUCUUACUUUUGAACUUCGAAUUUCAUGUUUACAAUUCGCGUUUUUAAUGCAUUUUUAAACACAAUUGUUCCCAAUCUAUUUUUAAUUAAAUUAUUUUAAUAUAUAGUAAUGAAUUGUACUUCAGAUUGAUUGUAUGAAAUUUCUUGUUGUCCAAGUUCGAUAUCCGUACGACAAUUGUGAUAAGUUUUAAUUGUUUAGUUGGAUCCUUAUAGUUACACCUCACACACACACACAUACACACAAGCAAGUGUAAAAGUUUAAACCAAAAAUACCUAAGUGUAUAAGAAAUAGCUGUGAAAUUCUCAUGCAACAAUUAUUUGUCUGUGUCGAAUUGUAUAUUGAUGUUAUAGCUGUAAUACUAACCUCGUUGAAAGCAACUGAAAUCAAAGAUCUUAAAUUUUAAUUAAACGUGAAUUCACAAACAUAUAUAACAUAAUCAAAAAAUAUAUUUAAAACAAAUUUAAGUUUAAAAUAAACACUAACCUUUGGCUGAACUCUAAUUACUGCGAAUAACUCCAUUCCAAGAAACAGUAUUUCGUGUAGUGGAUCUCAAAACUGGAUACAAGUUUACCACUCACAAAACCAACACUCUUAACUCAAGUGUUGAACACAUUAUUUUAACUUACUUUUUAAUCAUUAAAUUCGCUCUCUAUUUUUGGUAGCAAAGUAAAAAAAAAAAAACAUCUCAAUAAUGUUCUUACUCAAGCGCAAAUGCGCGCUGCUCUUCAGCGUAUACUCCAUGUCACUGCUACUCGUUUGUCUUUUGAAGCAGCCAUCCACAGUUGACGCUUGCUCUAGUCGUUCCAUACCGAAACCACGCACUCUAUCCUCGGCAGCUUCUUCGAUCUCGCCACAAAAGUCAACAACAUCCGCACCGACCACUACAACUACUACUACUACUACAACAACGGAGCCCACAACGACUACCACAACCACACCACGACCAAACAUCACUUUCCCUACCUACAAGUGUCCAAUAAACUACGAUGCUUGGUACUGCCUAAACGAUGCCACGUGCUUCUCAGUAAAGCUGGGCGAUUCGGUGAUGUAUAACUGCGAAUGCGCUAAUGGAUUUAUGGGACCUCGUUGUGAGUACAAGGAAUACGAUGGCUCAUUCUUGCCGAAACGUCCACGUCCAAUGCUGGAGGAGGCCAGUAUCGCAAGUGGCGCUAUCUGCGCGCUACUCUUUGUCCUCUUCAUAUGUUUGACUUUGUAUUUGCGUUACGAGCAGCGUGCCAAAGUUGCCGCACUAGGCGGUGAUGGGUAUGAAAUUGCUGACGGUGUUGAAGACGAUGACGAGGAGGGUGAAAAUACAUAUUUUACAACCAAAGCAUGUCGUCACUGCAAUGAGAAACAAUGUUGCGGCGCAGAAAUACGAGUUGGUGGCGGCGGUGGAGGUAUUGGUAUGCUACGUGGGCGUGUCCACGGAGCUGCUGAGGGUAGCGGUGGUGGCGCGCCAACACUCCGUCGUUACAUUGAAGCGUUUUCUAUGUCGUUUGCUAUAAAACGCACCACAAAAUUGUAAAAUGAAAUGCGUGCAGAGAAAGAAAAAUAUAAAGGAUAGAGUGAUGGAAAUUGUGUUGUAUUUGCAAAAAAAAAAAAACAAAAAAAAAAUGUAGUAUUUACGACCAAUAAAUAAACUUGCAAGGCGACAGAAAGCUAAAAAUUAAAAAAGCUAACAGUUCAUUUCUACCACGUCUUAAGUGCGGUUUACGCCGAUUAGAGAAAGGAGAUUACAACUGUAAGGUGAUAAUUGCUCAUAUUAAGUACAAGCGAACGAAAGUAAAAGAAAAAAAAUUAAAAAUUUCAGUUAAGCUCUUGGUGGAAAUGGGAUAUAAGAUGAAGUGAUUUUUAUUAAUUUUGUUUUUCAAUUUCGAAUUCAGAAUUUUUUCCGAGUUUUCUCAUGAUAUUCUAAAGUACUUAACUUUUAAUUAGAAUCAUACUUUUAUUAAAUAAUGAAUUCGUGCUUAUUUUUAUGAACUUAUAUUUUUUAAUACGUAUUUAAAUUUAUGGAGCCUUUAUAUUUUUUGUUUUGUUUGCCAAUACAGCACAAUUACCAUCCCUUAGAGAAAAACAACGAAAUUAUUAAGUAAUAUAAAGCUUUGUUAGUCACUUACAUUUGUAGCUAACAAGCGAUUGAUAUUUUUAGCUGAACACUUUAAUGAAACAAAUCAGUUUUAGACUUAAAAUGACUUAUUGCCUUCGAGUGCUUUAUAUACAAUACAUAUACACUCCUGAGAUUUCCUAAAUGCGUCACAAAACUAUUUUAUGAGCAUUCAUAUGAUUAAAAUCCAAUUUCAUAAAUAAAUCCAUGACAUCACAUUUGCAUACAUAAAAUCAUUCAAUGAAUCUGAAUCUCAUACUUAAACAUACAUAUGUACUUGCAAAAUACAAUGAUGAAUAAAAAAAAUUAACUUUUUCAA
This is a messenger RNA of Rhagoletis pomonella (apple maggot), 2698 nucleotides long. Its product is annotated as protein spitz. Gene Ontology annotation, molecular function: epidermal growth factor receptor binding; receptor ligand activity. Lineage: Eukaryota; Metazoa; Arthropoda; Insecta; Diptera; Tephritidae. Bases 967 to 1800 code for a protein of 277 amino acids. The transcript is spliced from 3 exons. Gene Ontology annotation, biological process: epidermal growth factor receptor signaling pathway. The record is from RefSeq and is a predicted model, not a curated record.